AUUAUUAUGAUCACUGUCAUAAAAGUGCACUAAAAAUUCAAUACGGAAAUUUUAUAUUAUAUUAAACAGUAAUAUAAUUAUUUUAAUUAUGUUUAAGUAUAAUAUUAUAGAGUAUUAUUUUUUGAAUUAUCAAUUUUAAUUAUAAUAUAUUUAUCUUAAAUUAUAAUUAAAUAAAAAAUAUUAAAUAAAUUAAUAAAAUGACAUCAAUGUUUGAUCAGUAUGAACAAGCAUCUCAAAGAUCAAAACAAGUACAUAUGCCACCAAUUCGUCCAGAUAUUAGUACAGCUGGAUUUAUUCAAAUGAAAUUUCAAGAUGAUGGGCCAAUAUUUAUUAAGCAAAAAGUUAAUUUUUUACCAUCUGACAAAAUUUUACAUUUUGUUGUUAACAAUAAUAUUAUUGUUAUUGCCAUGGCUAAUAAUAUUCUUUUACGCAUUGACAUGAAACAACCAGAUUCUCCUGAAGAAAUUGAUAUAUCUAAAUAUGCCAUAAAUAUGGAUAUGUCAGGAAUGUUUCUUGAUCCUUUUGGUAAUCAUUUAUUAAUAGCUUUAGUUUCAAAAUCUCAAGAUAAUCCUCCUCCUGAAUUAUUUUAUUUACAUAGAAAAUCAACAAAAUUAAAACAGGCAAGUAAAUUCAAAGGACAUGAAAUCACUGCUGUUGGAUGGAAUUUUUCAAAUUCUUCAGAUACUACUACAGGUCCAAUCCUUUUAGGAACUUCAAAAGGUCUCAUUUUUGAAACAGAAAUUGGUUUAGAUGGUGAUAAAAUAUUUAAUACAAGCUUGGAACAAUAUUGGCGUCAGCUUCCUAACUAUUUACCUCUUUAUGGUGUCAAAGAGGUAGAAGGAUUGGUAUUUGAUAUAGGAAAAGAUAGUAAACCACCAAUUACUGGUUUAGAAUUUCAUAAAAUACCAAGUACUGACAAAUAUGUGAUUAUUGUUACUACUCUUAUGAGAAUUUAUCAAUAUAUUGGGGCAGUACAGAAUCCAGAAGAAAAACCUUUAUUGCAACAAAUUUUCAAUAAAUAUUUAAAUGUGCAAGAGAGCUUUAAUGAAGUAAUAAAUCAUUUGUCUUAUUCUAAAAUUCAAUUUUAUUAUCCUACACUUGGUAGUUUACCAAAAUCUUUUGGUUGGUUAACUGAAACUGGUAUAUUAUAUGCUCAGAUUGACCCAAAAAUAGAUCCAAAAAGUGUAUUAACAAAUCAGCAAAUGUUAAUUUUUCCUGAAGCAAGUCUAAUGGGAAGCAAUAUAUCAAAAACAACUUCUGCACCAUUAUCUUUUGUUUUUACAGAAUUUCAUGCAUUAUUACUUUAUACUGAUCGUGUAAAAGGCAUGUCACUUUUGAAUCAAGACUUAAUAUUUGAAGAUAUUUAUAAUGAUGCAGUAGGAAAACUUUUAAAUAUUACUAAAGAUUAUGUAACACGUUCCAUAUGGGCUUAUAGUGAAAAGGCAGUAUUUAAAUAUAAAGUUAAUAAAGAAGACAGAAAUGUUUGGCAGGUUUAUGUUGAUAAAGGCGAAUUUGAACUUGCAAAACAAUAUUGUAAAGAUAAUCCAGCACAUAUAGAUCAAGUGCUUGUAAAACAAGCAGAAAUGCUUUUUAAAAAUAAGGAAUAUGAAAAAAGUGCUCUUAUUUAUGCAGAUACUCAUUCAUCAUUUGAAGAAAUAUCUUUAAAAUUUUUACAAGAAUGGCAAAUAGAAGCUUUAAAAACAUUUCUUAAAAAGAAACUCGAGGGAUUAAAAACACAAGAUAAAACGCAAAUAACCAUGAUUGUUGUAUGGGUAAUUGAAUUAUUCAUGAAUCAAAUGGGUGUAUUACGAAGUAACAAUACAUCUUAUUUACAUGAUUCACAAUAUUUAGAAUUACAAAAACAAUUUGAUAGUUUUCUUGCAAUACCAAAAGUUGAGGAAUGUAUAAAACGAAAUCGUAGUACUAUAUAUGAUUUAAUGACAAGUCAUGGUGAUAAAGAUAAUCUUAUUCGUUUAACAAUAAUGCACUGUAAUUAUGAAGAAGUAAUACGUCAACAUUUAUAUAAAAAUAAUUAUUUAGAAGCUCUUGAACUUUUAAAGAGUCAAAAUAAUAAAGAACUAUUUUAUCAAUUUGCUGGUAUUCUUUUACAAGAAUUACCACGUCCUACAAUGACUGCCUUAAUAUCACAAGGUUCUUUAUUAAAACCAUCUAAGCUUCUCCCAGCUUUAGUAUCUUGUAAUAGUGAUGAAAAACAUGCAAAAGAAGUAAUCAGAUACUUAGAAUUCUGUGUUUAUAAACAAAGCUGUCAAGAACAAGCAAUUCAUAAUUUUUUAUUGUCUUUAUAUGCCCGUUAUAAACGAGAUGAAGUAAUGCGGUAUAUUAGUUCUCAAGGACAAGAUAUAAAUAUGGUACAUUAUGAUGUGCAUUAUGCAUUACGAUUAUGUCAAGAAGUUGGUUUAACAGAAGCUUGUGUACAGUUAUCUGCUUUACUUGGAUUAUGGACAACAGCAGUUGAUUUAGCUUUAACAAUUAAUGUUGAUCUUGCUAAACAAAUAGCAGCUAUGCCUUCAGAUCAUGAAUUAAGGAAAAAAUUAUGGUUAAAAAUUGCUGAGCAUGUGGUUCGAGAAAAAGAUGAUAUUCAACAAGCAAUGGAAUUUUUACAACAUUGCGAUAUAGUCAAAAUAGAAGAUAUACUACCUUUUUUUUCAGAUUUUGUUACUAUAGAUCAUUUUAAAGAUGCUAUUUGCAAUUCAUUACAGGAAUACAAUCAGCAUAUUCAAGAUUUAAAGGAAGAAAUGCAAGAAGCAACAAAAGCAGCAGAACUUAUUAGAAAAGAUAUACAAGAAUUCCGAACGAGAUGUACGUUCGUAAAUACAAAAGACACAUGCAAUACAUGUAAUGUUCAAUUACUAUUGCGACCUUUUUAUGUAUUUCCAUGUGGACAUAGAUUUCAUAGUGAUUGUCUUGUAGCUGCAUUAACACCUAUGUUGUCAAUGGAUCAGAGAACAAAGUUAGCUGAUCUUCAACGACAACUUACUGCUCUUUCAAACAGACCUGAAGAUACUAGAUCAGUUGGAUCUGUAUCUUUAUCUACAAAAGAUCAAAUAAAAACUGACAUUGAUGAAUUAGUAGCCUCUGAAUGUUUAUAUUGCGGAGAACUUAUGAUAGAAUCUAUAGAUAAACCAUUUAUUGAAGAAGAAGAUUAUGAAAGAGUAAUGAAGGAAUGGAUAUGAAAAAUGUGAAGUAUUUUAAAAUACUUUAAAACUUUCUACAUUGUAUAAAUGUAUUUAUUCAGUAUAUAUUAUACUUUAUUCAUACUUAAA
This is a messenger RNA of Apis cerana (Asiatic honeybee), 3284 nucleotides long. It is a transcript of the gene dor, whose product is annotated as vacuolar protein sorting-associated protein 18 dor. Gene Ontology annotation, biological process: intracellular protein transport; endosome organization; organelle fusion. Gene Ontology annotation, cellular component: endosome; HOPS complex. Gene Ontology annotation, molecular function: protein-macromolecule adaptor activity. The record is from RefSeq and is a predicted model, not a curated record. NCBI's taxonomy places the organism in Eukaryota, Metazoa, Arthropoda, Insecta, Hymenoptera, Apidae.